Messenger RNA from Pedinophyceae sp. YPF-701, 1788 nucleotides. The record is from the annotation of a GenBank genome assembly. Lineage: Eukaryota; Viridiplantae; Chlorophyta; Pedinophyceae.
AUGGUCAUGGCCGUAGCGUCGGCGGUCAACUCUUGGCUCGCCGAGGGAGGCCUUCGCGAGUAUGCAGACAAUUUCGCGGGCGUGUCUCCCGACGCGUUUCGGCGGCUCCUGAUGCAGGACUACGGCAAAUACGGCAUCACCACGGUCGAGGACAAGCAGAAGCUGUUCCGUCUGAUCAAGGCCAUCAACAAGGAGCAGGGCCAGGGCAUCCUGGCGGCCGCGCUGCACCCGGACGGGCCGCAGGGCGCCAACGGCGCUGACAUCGACGGGGGCGCGCAGCUGCUCGACCUCGACGCCCACCCCAACGAACUCAUCGACGGCGUCGCGGACAACGGCGCCCACGCCGCCCACGCCCACCGGCCAGUUGAGGACGCCAAGAUCCGCGUCGUCGUGCGCCGGCGACCCAUGAACCAGAAGGAGAUGGAACGGGGCGAGGACGACGUCCUGGAGACGGACCCCGAGAGGGGAAUUUUGCACGUCAACGAGCCGAAGGUCAAGGUCGACCUCACGCGCGUUGUCGAGCGCCACCAGUUCGUGUUCGACGAGGUCCUCGACCCCAGCGUGACGAACGAGGAGGUCUACAUGAAGACGGUGCAGCCGCUGGUGACGUCGCUCUUCCAGCGCGGCAUGUCGACGUGCUUCGCGUACGGCCAGACGGGGUCCGGGAAGACCUUCACGAUGCAGCCGCUGCCGAUCCGCGCGACGGAGGAGGUGGUGCAGCGCAUGCGCGCCGACCCGUCCACGGACGGCAAGGACCUGUGGGUGUCCUACUUCGAGAUCUACGGCGGCAAGGUGUUCGACCUGCUCAACGGGCGGCAGCGCCUCGUGAUGCGCGAGGACGGGAAGAAGAAGGUGAACAUCGUGGGGCUGCAGGAGUACCCGAUCACGUCCCCGGGGGAGAUCAUCCAGCUGCUCGACCACGGGAACGCGGCGCGGUCGACGGGGUCGACGGGCGCGAACGCGGACUCGUCGCGGUCGCACGCGAUCCUGCAGCUCGCGCUCAAGGAGCGCCAGCCCGACGGCACGGGCGGGAAGCUGCACGGGAAGAUCAGCUUCAUCGACCUGGCGGGGUCGGAGCGCGGCGCGGACACGUACGAGAACGACAAGCAGACGCGGAUCGAGGGCGCGGAGAUCAACAAGUCGCUGCUCGCGCUCAAGGAGUGCAUCCGCGCGCUCGACUCCAACGCGCGGCACCUGCCGUUCCGCGGGUCGAAGCUGACCGAGGUGCUGCGGGACAGCUUCGUGGGGUCGCGCGCGCGCACGGUGAUGAUCUGCUGCGUGUCGCCCGGGUCGGGGUCGUGCGAGCACUCGCUCAACACGCUGCGGUACGCCGACCGCGUCAAGGAGCUGCGGAAGGACGCCAAGGAGCGCACGCCGUCGCUGGUCACGCCGGGCGGGCCGACGGCGGCCGCGGUGAGCCGCGCGCCCUCCGGGAACGUGCGCGUGCCCACCGGGCGCAACCGCGACGCCACGCCGACGCGCCCGCGGACCCCGCGCGCGUCCGGCGGCGCCAUCAACUUCCCGACCCGCAUCUCGCAGGACCCGCGCGGGGGCGGCCUGCGCGGCGCGACGCCCCCGCCGAGCCCCCCGCGCAACGCGACGCCGGGCCGCCGCACCUCACGCGCGCGCGGUCGCCCAUGGCGCGCGCCGCGACCCCCCCGCGCACGCCGACGCGCCGCUCCAACCCGGGCUCGCGCCAGCCGUCGGGGCCCAUCACGCGCGCGGCCGCCGCGGCGAGCAACGCCAACGCCCCUGCCGGCGCCCCGCCAGCGAUCGCGUCGAGCCUGA